AUGUCCAAACUAAUUGCUAAGAUAAAGGAUAACGACUCCAAUGGCGACAAGAGCUCCAAACACCACCACUCCUUAAGCAAUAUAUUCCACCUUCAUACGGACUCCGCAGGCUCUGAGGAACUGACUGUCAAAUCCAUUACCAGGAAGACCAGAUCCAGAUCCAAUUCUUUGAAUAAAGGAGGCAAUGGCGCUGCGUCCCAUUCAGGAGCAACUCCGUCAUACGCUACCCACAGAGCAUCAAGGUCCAAUCGCCAUUCACUCAACAGUACCACUGGUGCUACUGCUAAUGAUAGACUUCGCAGCUCCGUGUCUCCGUUGCCUAACCCGCUAAUCAAAUCUCAGUCAAUGGACCACUCCCUCAGUCUUACCAGCCAGCCGUACAGUGCAAUUAGUAGCAAUGUUGGCGAUAUCAGCAUAAGCAAUACAAUGAGUGCGUCAAUUCCUAGAUCGACCUCUACCCCACUUAUUCACGUUGGUAAUGAUCAAAGUAAUACAAGUCUUCAAGACUCCAAUUCCCCACAGCCAUUUCCCAGUGUUGAAAGUCCAACAGAGGCUGCUCCACCUAGUAAGCAUUCGAAUGGCUUCUUUUCUACCAUGUUAAGUGCAAUUAGUUCUCCUGUGCCACAUGAAUCACAGACCGACGAGGAGAAAGAUAAAGACCACGGCACUAGUAUUAGCGCCACUAAUAGUCAUACCAACAACAAUAAUAAUAACCACAACACGCUGUUCUCAAGUAAAUUAGACUUCUUGCUCAAGCCAGCGAAGUUUGGAAAGUCGAAGUCUUCUCUUCCAGAAGAUGGGCAAACUGCUGGCGAUAAAUCAGAGGAGACCAAUAGCAUCAGUGAUGGGCGUGCUGCUGUUAGCGACAAUGAAAGUAAGAGUUUCAUUGGAGAAGACGUCCCUUCAACUUCCAAUGUUCACUUUGAAUCUAUAAGAGAAUCUCCUUUGCAAACUUUGGGAACUGGUAAUUUAUCCUUACAUAUAUUUGAGAAAAACAAUAACUCGUCCUUAAAGAAUGGGCCAGACUAUAAGAGGAAUGAUAACACCAUCAGCUUCAGUUCAGCUGAUGCGAACGGUGAGAGUACUAGUAGGGCUCAGUCAACUUCAUCGAGAAAUCAUUCUACUGAAAAGAUUGAUCAGUUAUUGGCACAUAAUGACAAUUUGAAGCGAAAUUUGUCACCUAAUGCGGUAAAUAAGCUUCUUCCCUUAAAAAACCAGUUAGCCGUGAGUGGUACAGCUGAUAACAAGAAAGUCAGACGUAAGUCCUUCAGUACUGAUGGGCCAGGCAGUACAAAAGCUCUAGACGAGGACUCCGAUGAUUCAUUCUCAUUUGACGAAAACGAAAAUAAUAAUGCUAAUCAAAAUCAAAAUGGUUCGUUUCAGGAUAUUGGUAUACAAGAUUAUUCUGAUUUUAAGUAUGCGAGCAAGAAAAGAAACAAAGAGUUUCAUCAAAACUUCAAAGAGGUGCCUCGAAGUGAGAGAUUGAUUGAUGAUUUCAGUUGUGCAGUUUCCAGAGAUAUUCUAGUACAAGGAAGAAUUUAUCUUUCUCCGGGUUAUGUUUGUUUCAAUUCCAAUAUUCUUGGCUGGGUUACAAAUAUAAUUAUACCCUUGCAAGAGGUUAUUCAAAUAGAGAAAAAGACUACUGCAGUUCUUUUCCCAAAUGGUAUGGUUAUUCGUACUCUUCACCAAAAGUACGUCUUUGCUACAUUUAUUUCAAGAGACUCAUUUUUUAGUUUGAUUACCAAUGUGUGGCAUAGAGUCUUGCUAGAAGGUAAUGAAAUAGACCCUAGUAAGCUAAGGAAGAGGAUGAAUACAUCAGUCAGUUCGAGACGUACGAAACUUAGUGAUGAAGAUAGCUACUCCAGUGACGAUGAUGAAUACGAUGAGGAAGAAGAAGACGAUGAAAUUCACGCAAAGCUUGAAAAUGAUGUGGAUGUUGAUACCCUGGGAAUUGUAGAUAGUGAUGAAGAUAUCACCAAUAAUACUAAUGGUGCUCCUCAGAAGGAAAAUCCUAGCGAUGGUAAUGCAGCAGUUGCAGAUACUUCUAACGGGGAUCUGUAUAAAGGACUUCCGAUCAUUGGACCUUCCACGCAUGCACCUACAGAAAAUGGAUAUGAAAAAUCUCCCAAUGAUACAUUUAUUUGUGAUGAGACAUUGGAAGCGCCUAUGGGAGCUAUUUUCCGAAUUUUAUUUGGUGAUGGCACUGAUAAGUAUAUCACUAUCUUAAAGGAGCAAAAGAAUUUUGAUAUCACAGAAAGUUCUAUUACUGCAAUAUCAAACAAUAAUAAAGAGAGGAAGUACAGUUAUAUCAAACCCUUGGGCGGUUCCAUAGGUCCUAAACAAACCAAAUGUAAUAUAACUGAUACUUUGAUUGAUUUUUCCAUAGAUUCAUCAAUUUUGGUCGAGCAGGUCUCCAGAACCCCAGAUGUACCCAGUGGAAGUAGCUUCUCAGUCAAAACCAAGAUAUAUUUAAGUUGGGCACCUAACAAUGCUACUAAGAUUUACGUUGUUACCUCCAUUGAGUGGACAGCAAAAUCUUGGAUUAAGGGUGCCAUUGAAAAGGGUAGUAUUGAUGGACAAAAGGAAUCAAUGAAGUCAAUGAUGGCGACAUUAAACAAGUUCAUCAAGACCGCACAGUCAUCUAGCGCUGGCUCUUCUUCAGCUAACGUUGAUAAGAAGAAGAAAAAGAAGAGAAGAUCUACGGUUAAGCAAGAAGACGCGCCUGUGAUUGAAAAGCAGGAACCUGAACCUCCAAAAACAAUCAUCAAUCAAAUAUAUGAUUUGUUUGCCAGUGUUGGAGAUUCAGUACCAAUUUCUAUACCAUUUGUAAAUAGUGCAAGUGCUGGCUUCGUUUAUACCGUAAUCUUGUACUUGGUUAUUCUGUCACUCGGUAGCAUGCUUUUGCAUCUAGUUGGUUUUGGAGGUUCCUCAUCCCUGUCAUAUAGAAUUGGCUCUGGUAAUAUGCAAUCUCCAGAUGACUUCAUUUCGAGGAUUAAAAUCAAUGGAAAUGAAUAUUCCAUUGUCCAAACAGUUGACUCUACUUUAUCGAAUGGAAGAUUGGCUCGAAACACGGAAAUUUCCAUGUGGGAAUGGAUCAGAGACCGCAGUGAGGGCAAAAUAGAUCUUAACGAGUCUGGUUCAAGUAAGCAUGACUUGAAGCCAAUAAAUUGGUCAUCAGACUAUUCAAAUCUUGAAAGGAAGUAUUCGAAAGAUGACAUUGAAGAGAUGUUGGCCAUGACUCGUAUGAAAUUAGAUGAAAUUCAACAACAAAUCUCAAAAUCUGAGUCUUCAGUAUGA
Dujonia railenensis is the source of this 3297-nucleotide messenger RNA. NCBI's taxonomy places the organism in Eukaryota, Fungi, Ascomycota, Pichiomycetes, Serinales, Debaryomycetaceae. The record is from the annotation of a GenBank genome assembly.